AAGCAAAAAAAAAAAGUGCUUUUGAAGCCACCUGUUCUUUCAGGCAUCACUCAGACAAAUCUGCCCCAUUUCGAGGAAAAAUGGCGAGGAUACUUUGGUCAAGAAGCUAAACAAUAGCUUUGAUAGCAUGCGACGAUCAAUACUCGCUGCUGAUAACCAGAACUCUCAUUCUUUGUUUUGCGCUCCUGCACCCAAGUAGCCUCUUACCCAGUGAACGCUGAUACCUUCGGAUCAUGACCAAGUUCUCAAUUUUUGCGCUGCUCGUCGUGCUCCUCGCUGUUAUGAGCUGUACUCAAGCCGAUGAUGCGGUCCCAACCGAUUUGGAGGAAGUCCCGGCCGGAGUGACACUUGUCGGAGGCGAGGAACCCAUUCCUGAAACAAGCUCGGAACAAUUCAUCGUUGGGCGCGGUCGGUUCUUCCGUCACCGCUUCCGUUUCCCUUACGGCGGUGGUUUCCGCUACGGAUGGCGCUACCCUCUUGGCUGGUGGGGCAAGUUCGGUCGUCCCAUCUACGGACCAGGCUGCCUGUUUGGUCGUCCUAUUGGAGGCUUCUUCUACUGUUAAAUGGCGGUGAAGUUUCCAGCGAAGCCAGAUGCAUAUGAAUUGCCAGGACUGACAGAUCGUUGACGGCAUUUGCGAUAAUCAACAUGAUCUUUGAUGAUUAACAUGCCUUUAAA
This is a messenger RNA of Phytophthora nicotianae INRA-310, 676 nucleotides long. RefSeq lists its product as hypothetical. Lineage: Eukaryota; Oomycota; Peronosporomycetes; Peronosporales; Peronosporaceae. The transcript has a single exon. Bases 234 to 563 code for a protein of 109 amino acids. The record is from RefSeq and is a predicted model, not a curated record.